AUUUCUUUACAGGCGGACGAUGACUGAGAAAAGAAGUUGGGGGAAAAUGUUUAGAAGAAGAAAGCAAGUCCUUCUCUUUCUCUCUCUGUGAGGAGGCAGUAAACUUUGUUCCUUUCCUUGGAGUUUAGUCGGUUGCGGUUUCAUCGUGUUUGUUUGGUUCCGCUACUUGGAGUUAUUAGCAUUCCUACAUGCUUUUACUGGCGCAGGGGUUUCUGGCUCUUGCUUGAAUGAACCCGAGGACUUCGAAGGGAAAGAGAAACAGAGAGAGUGCAGGGGCUUUUCUUUGAGACGCACGGAAAUAAGCUAAAUGCCAAAAGUAGUUGCAUCAUUUAUCUUUGUCGAUUUACAAUGCGUCUUGGAGAAAAGAAGGGGGGCCCUGCGACACUUUAAAGAGACGGCAUACAAGGGAGGCACUGGAGAGGGAGGACUCACCAACAGUCGCUAUUUAGAGAAGCAAGAAUGAUGGUGGGUUUUAUCAGAGGGUAAAUCCUCCUCUCUCAUCUCAAUUUGACGUCUUGAUUUCUUUGGACGGGAGGACGACUGGGGGGUUGAAGAAUUACGCGGAGAGAGAUGGGCUGCAGCCGUCGACUUUUAGUUUGGCGUCUCCUUCCUUCGCGCUAGACGAGAAAGGGAAGAAAACGAAUAGAAGAGGAUAAAAGCAGACGGUCUACUUGAUGAUGGGGAGAGCGACUGUGCCUUUGUGGUGUUGUGUUGAAUCUAGUGACACAGAGGAAAAGGUGGCCUUUGGAAAAAAAGUAGGAAGUAGAAGAUGAGGAAGACGAAAUAGAGGGAAGUAAGUUCUUUACAUGUGAGGAGGUCUCCGAAACUCCUCUUGUUUUUGAAGAAUUGGAGCUAUGAUUUCGUGGGAAGCCGGAGCCUUUCUUCUUUCCUGCCGCUAGCCCGCUAGGUGAGGAGAUCAAAUAUUGUCUGCCCAUCAUCCAACACUAUAAGCGCAGGCUGGAGCACGAUCCCGCAAAGCUACUUUGACACAGAGCAGGUGGUAAUCUUCGUGAAGAAGAAGAUGAUGAUGUUGAUGUAGAGAAAAGUGAGGCAUCAACCACAUGAAAAUGUCUUUGGACAUCCUCCUAUUUCCAAAGGAUUUCAACUAUGACGAUGUGAAGAACCAGAAUCUAUCUUCCCUCUUCCCUUUAGUUCAUUAUAUAUAGGGGAUCAGAUACCUUCUUCUCACCAUCCAUGGCCAUGCGGUCGGGCUUGGGGACGAUCCAGCAGACGCUCACAGCCGAAGCAGCGAGCGUCCUGAGUCAUUCGAUUGCUGAUGCAGGGCGUCGCGGGCAUAGCCAGACUACCCCUCUUCACGUUGCGGCAACUCUUCUCUCCUCUCCGAAUGGGUUUCUCAGACAGGCUUGUAUCCGUUCCCACCCCAAUUCCUCCCACCCUCUUCAAUGCCGCGCCCUCGAGCUCUGCUUCAGCGUGGCCCUCGACCGCCUUCCCUCGUCUGGGUCGGCCGUGUCCCAUGUAGCGGAGCCGCCGAUUUCGAACGCUCUCAUGGCGGCGCUCAAGCGGGCGCAGGCCAAUCAGCGCAGAGGAUGUCCCGAGCAGCAGCAGCAGCCUCUCCUCGCCGUUAAGGUCGAGUUAGAGCAGCUCGUUAUCUCCAUUCUCGACGACCCUAGUGUUAGCAGGGUGAUGAGGGAGGCGAGCUUCUCCAGCCCCGCUGUCAAGGCCACCAUCGAGCAGAUCAUCGCCAAUUCUCCCUCCCACAAUCCGAAGUCGGCCCUCGCUUCCAUUGGUGGUGUUGCCGGCUUCUCGCUUGUCUCCCAACGGCCGGCACCAGCCGGGAAUUUGUAUCUCAAUCCUCGAUUACAGAUUUGUGCUUCCCCUGCAGGGGACCGUCGGGUUGGUGGGCAGAGGAUGGAGGAUGUGAAGAAGGUGGUAGAUGUCUUGCAGAGGACGAAGAAGAGGAAUCCGGUUCUGGUAGGUGAUCACGAGCCUGAGGCGGUGAUGAAGGAGCUUUUGCAGAAGAUUGAAAGGAAGGAAUUAGGUGAGAUACUGAGGGACGUGCUGGUUGUCUCUGUUGAGAAGGAGCUGUCCACUAUGUGUACAGGAAGAAGCGAGGAGAAGGAGAGGAUUAGGCUGAAGAUAAAAGAGUUGGGAGUCCUGAUUGAGAGCAAGAUGAACGGCCAAGGUGGUGUUAUCUUCAACCUGGGCGAUCUUCGGUGGUUGGUGGAGCAGCAGGGGGGAGUUUCGUUCGGCGCUUCGGUAUCGGGGCCUGUCCAGGAGGUUGUGUCGGAGAUAGCUAAGCUUCUGUGCAGCCAUCGAGAAGGAGGCAAGCUUUGGUUGAUGGGGACUGCUACAUGUGAGACUUAUCUGAGGUGCCAGGUUUAUCACCCUUCUAUGGAGAACGAAUGGGAUCUGCAAGCCCUGCCUAUUGCGGCAAGGUCACCCGUCCCUGGGUUGUUUCCAAGGAUUGGAGGCAACGGGAUUCUGAGCAGUGGGAUCCUGAGCGGUCCCAUGGAAUCCCUUUCCACUCUGAAGGGUUUCCAGGUAAACCCCCUCUCUCUGAGAAGGUUCGAUGAAAAUGGCAACUCUUCUCUGGCGCGGAGGAUGACCUGCUGUCCUUCGUGCGUGGAGAAUUAUGAGAAGGACCUAGCCAAACUUGUGGCUAAUGAGUUUGAGAAGUCCUCAUCCGAUGCUAAAUCUGACGAACAGCACCAGCACCAGUUGCCAAAGUGGUUGCAGCUUGCAAAGCCUGCCAACGUCAAACCCGGUGAUCACCCUCUGCCCAAAGAAAAUGAAGACCAGUUGCGGAAACAAAAAUCGGAUGAAUUGCAGAAGAAAUGGAACGAAACCUGCAGUCGUCUGCAUCCUGGAUAUCGGCCUAUUGUUGGGACCGAGAAGCCUUCCCCUCUGACAUCAUCCUCUUUGCUUGAUUCUCAUAGUUCCACCAAUGGCAACGGCAAUGCCGGGAUCUCUGGCAGUAUCUAUAACUCCUCUAUGUGGAGAGAGCAAUUUCAACCCAAGUUGCAGGUGAGCAGGGGCACUAUUUUGCCGUUGGGUGCCACUAAGACCGCCAUCAAUCUGCCUUUGGAAACGGGAAGAUCACCGCCAUCAAGUCCGGUAAGAACUGACUUGGUACUUGGCGGGCCGAAGUUGUCCACGACCGAGAAUGUUGAACCUGCGGGCGCCUACAAGGACAGGUCGAAUAAUUUAACAGGCCAUGUUUCUGCGCAGCGGGUUUCCGAUCGAUGCAACCUGAAAAUUGCCUGCACACUGGAUGAAGAUUCGUUUAAGAGGCUCUUCAAGGGCCUCACCCAGAAGGUGAGUUGGCAGACAGAAGCUGCAACUUCGGUGGCCACAGCAGUCACCAAGUGCCGGUCUGGAGGUGGGAAACCGAGGGGUGUAGGGAUGAAGGGCGACACAUGGCUGCUGUUCCUCGGGCCAGACAGGGUUGGGAAGAAGAAGAUGGCAGCUGGACUGUCCGAAUUAGUAUUCGGCACCAGGCCUAUAUGCAUUCGGUUGGGACUUUCCGACGCUGGUAACCAUCAUGAGGAUGAUGGUGACGAAUGCUGUCCGAGGACGAGGAGGAGAACUGUUCUGAACAGGAUAGCUGAUGCAGUCAGGCGAAGUCCAUUCUCUGUUUUGGUGCUGGAGGACGUCGAUCAGGCCGAUUCUCUGAUCCAUGGCAGCUUGAUCCGGGCAAUGGAGAGGGGUAGGCUAUCUGAUUCUCAUGGCCGAGAGGUAGGGCUCGGCAGUGUAAUCUUCAUCCUCACUGCUGAAUGGUUGCCAGAGAGCCUCAACAGCACGACACCAGAGUCCGGUAAGUUUAACGAGGACAGAUUGGCAGCUGCGGCAGCCUCCUACCGGCCGCUGCUGCUCUCAAUUGGCAGCAGCAGCAGCCUAACUGUAGCAAGAAACAAGCGCCGGCCUGCCUGGCUGGAGAAGGAAGAAGGUCGGGCACCUACGUUGCAGAAGCCGACACUGGCAAUCGAUUUGAACUUGUCAGCAGACGAUAGUGACGCCAUCGACAUCUCCCAUGGCUCCCGCAACUCUAGUGACCUCACGUUCGAGGCCGGCUUCAGGUCGCCGCAUUGUGCAGCAAUGAAGGAAUUAGUAGGCCGAGUUGAUGAAACCAUCACGUUCAAGCAAGUCGACUUCGAAACGAUGUCCAAGAGCAUCGCAAGCUCGCUGAAGACUAGAUUUGCUGGGCAGGUCGGAAAGGGUACGUUGGAGGUGGAAGAGGAGGCAUUGGAGCAGUUGUUGGCCGCAAUUUGGUUCGGUCCUGGCUCCGGCGGAAUCGAUGAGGUGGAGAGCUGGGCGGACCGGGUACUGGUGCCAGUUUUCCGGGAGAUGAAAGACGGAUGUGCGGUGAAGGAAGACGGCAUGAUCCGACUGCUGGUGGCUGGUGCAGAGGCGGAAGCGUCACGGCCGUCCAGCGGGAAUUGGCUGCCCAGCCAAAUUGCAGUCACCAGGGGCUGACACGAGAAACCGCUAACGGUUAGGCCAGGGCAGUCAGGACACCGGACGGGAACCUGGUAGUGCUUUUGCCAUUUAUGCGAUGGUCGGCAGUCUGUCAGACAAUACUGAAGCGUGAACGGCCAUAUGGGUGGGCUUCAUCUCUUGUUCAACGUGGCUACUUGAUCGGGGAACCGAAUUCAAUCUACAAUCCGGGCGAUUAUAGCAGUUACAUAAUCUAAUUUGCAAAUUAUCUGGAUGGUCUAUCUUUCUUAGCAGAUUUUGACGCCGGUGGCAAUAGACAUGUCUCGUAAGGGUCAAUUGAGUAGAGAAAAACAGCCAACCAAGAAGUUAGCAAGCCAUUGACAGAAAAAGAGAAGGAAAAGUAAACACUUGAAAGACAUUGAUGGAUUCGCUGCUUCACAAGAGUUUGUGGCCCUGCUUUCCAAUUUUGUUGUGCAAUUCGCAAUUGGCAAAGUGAUUUUUGAUUGAGUUACCGAUCGUUGGAACUUACAAUGAUCAGAAUAUGCCUCAACACAGUACAGUGAGCGCCCCAUUAUCCCUUGCUUGGGAAGCACCAUUGUGUAACAUAGAUCCUCUUUGGGGCUUUCUUUUCUUUUUUAUAGUAAACGUUUCUUAGCUAGAAAUUUUGUUAAACUUGUUCUCUUGUUUGCAAUGUAUAGGUACAUAUUGAUUCUAUUCUUGCAUUCUACAAUAAGAUAUACUUGGAAGAGUAUUUUUUUUUCUUUAAA
This is a messenger RNA of Nymphaea colorata (pocket water lily), 5162 nucleotides long. RefSeq names its product protein SUPPRESSOR OF MAX2 1-like. Lineage: Eukaryota; Viridiplantae; Streptophyta; Magnoliopsida; Nymphaeales; Nymphaeaceae. Gene Ontology annotation, molecular function: ATP binding; ATP hydrolysis activity. The transcript is spliced from 3 exons. Bases 1195 to 4434 code for a protein of 1079 amino acids. The record is from RefSeq and is a predicted model, not a curated record.